This is a messenger RNA of Ectocarpus sp. CCAP 1310/34, 3062 nucleotides long. NCBI's taxonomy places the organism in Eukaryota, Phaeophyceae, Ectocarpales, Ectocarpaceae. The record is from the annotation of a GenBank genome assembly.
AUGAUUACGGUAUUCACGUGUUCCGUCCCUCCCCCACACCCCCACACACCUGUUGAAAUCUCUCAUUUUAACGCGACAGGAGCCAAGCACGCCAACAAGGCGGCAGAUCCGUUGAAAUGGGUCAGGGAGCACUGUGCCGACGGGUUCGCAGUCGACCCGUUUUACGGCGCCGACGCUCAUGGCGUGGAUCUGCCCGUGUCAAUCCACCAAGGGGUGCACCCAGAAUACCUCGAGAAGGGAACCGCGGGGAUAAUCGACUACUUCAAGAAGCAGUUCUUUUCGAAGUGGUUGAAGUCGACGGAGCUGUUCGUUGUGUGCUACGAUCGCCAAGAACUAGUACCGGCAAUCAGAGGACACGAGCAGCUUGGGAGGACGGAGACACUUGGAGAGUGCUCUCGGACUUUCGACCCGAAGUCAACGGAUCCGGUUCCUUUGUUGCACCAUGGGUCAUGGCUUCGAGUCGAUGGUAAGGCGGCGCGGGACGGAAUCGCCGCCAACCUGGCGAUGCGCGUGCUGGCUGAUGAUGUAUGGACCGCCGACACCAAGCCCAACGGAAUCGUCGCAUUCUAUGGCGUCGGAGGUGAACCUCGUCUGAGUGCUGAUAAUCCAGCGGGUGUAGAUGCCGAUGUAGGCCUCGAAACAGUACCACUCCUACACGUUCGAGACGAAACCGACCCGAUCCCUGACGUCGAGCGGCACCGUGGGCCGGACAUCGGCGAAGCGGAACUCUUCGUGAUACACUUCAUCGCCCGGGCGAAGAAGUACUGGGGGAAAACGUUCGACAAGUGGGUCGCUUCAUCGGUAGACACGGACCUAUGGAUGAUCAUCCUACUGGCGAUGACCACUGGUUGGCUCCCGCCGCGUGGCGAGGAGUUCGUGUUCGCCAGCAUCUGCGAACUCCAGGACGGAAGCGAGUCCGCGUGGCCACCUGUAACCUUUAGGAGCUGGGUUCCCACGGACGCCGACAAGGUUCGUCUGUUCGUCCUAACCUUCCUGGAGUCGGGCUGUGACUGCCUCCCGGCAAUUUCCGGGCUGCCGUUCGACAAGAUGUGGGUACUCGUCCUCAAGAGCGUGCGGACGGAGGGUUUGUUUGACAAACCGCUGUUCUUCGAGGAGCAGGANGAGGAGUUCGUGUUCGCCAGCAUCUGCGAACUCCAGGACGGAAGCGAGUCCGCGUGGCCACCUGUAACCUUUAGGAGCUGGGUUCCCACGGACGCCGACAAGGUUCGUCUGUUCGUCCUAACCUUCCUGGAGUCGGGCUGUGACUGCCUCCCGGCAAUUUCCGGGCUGCCGUUCGACAAGAUGUGGGUACUCGUCCUCAAGAGCGUGCGGACGGAGGGUUUGUUUGACAAACCGCUGUUCUUCGAGGAGCAGGACGGCACGUGGGCCGUGGAUGUCGACGAAUGCGCGAAACUAUUGGCGACCAUGUUCUUCUACAAGGAUGAAGCGGCGUUUGGCAGUGCUCAACUGAGUCCACCCCAGCUGCUCGAAAGCGUCGACGGAGACGUCGAGGACUACGUGAGCUUGGUCCGCUACGUCAUCCUCCACCUCCCCAAGAAGAAGACGACAGCCACCUGUCCUUCUUCUGUUGCCUUGCGCAAGCAGGAAGAACGGGGUAACGCCAUCUUCCGGUACUGCCAGAAUGGCCUGAGGGAGACCAUGCCGACGACAGAGUUUGCCGGCAAAGGAUGGGGCGUCGAAAUCCGAGGAAAGGGGAGCGACAGCGACGAACUUACAGCCGAGAACUGCGUGCUUUGGCUGUCCGAGUAUUCUUACAUCGGCCCUGACCGCAAGACAGUCACGCUGGCGUUCGGUUGCAAUCCGGACACGGCCCUGUGCAACAGGGGGGAGGACCCCGAGUCGGACGAGAACAGCGUCGGUUCGGUCGGUGCACUCGACGAUUUGAUGAAGUUGGAUUCGGGUGAAUCUGGCUCUAGCGAUGGGGAAUCUAACAGGUUGAGCGAGAAGAGCGUCGACCCGGCCUGGAGUGACGGAGACACAGAUGAUGGUGCUGCGGAUCUCGUCACGGACGCCUGGAACUGAGACCUGGCUAGCUCUUCGGGCAGGAGCAUGUACCGUUCCCUGAGAUACCUGGCUUGGGGUUGGGGAUGAAGUUAUGGGCAUUAUUGUAAAAGAUCAGAUCUCCACAUCCUACCGAUAGAUUUCUGUGGUGUGAUUUGUUCUAACCCCCAUGUUUCAAGGCCACAUUUCGCGCGUCGUUGUUGGUAAUCAAACAGGCCCGUGCUUCACUUGGAUAAAUCCAUCCAUUUAAUACGACGACCCGGGGGUACGAGAUGUCAAACGUCGGGAACAGAGGCCGAACGCUUGCAAGCCGGCUAGAGCGCGCGUUUUCGCCCGGCCUGUUUUCGUACCUAGUUGCGCAAGGAGACGGACGGACGGAAGGCCGGGGUUCUUUUUUUCUGCCACGCUGGGUGUCCGUUGUUUAUUGGCAUGGUAUUUUGUUCUUUGCAUUUUAUCGGCUAACUGUCUGAAACCCAUUGGGGUGCUGUGUGCAUUUGGGCCUGUGUCGUUUGUACUUGCUUUAGAUAUUUGUUGUAUCCUUCAGUUCGGACAUUUUGUUGAAAGGCUUGGGCAACUCGGGGGCUCCGGUCUUGUGUGCCGUGCUCGUGUGUUAGUCCUUCCUCGCGUUUUCGAUGCACCAAUCAAUGCUUAGUGCGUGUUGAUACGUCGAGAAACGAAACUUCAAUGUGUAGGUAGGUCGGCCGUUGCCUGCGUGCGACAUCAGAUUGCACUACGUUGCUAGCGGCAAAACUCAAUGUUCCUGUAGCUGCCAUGUUACCCCGUCCUUCUCACAUUUUUUCUCCGGGAAUCAGGAGAANCUAGCGGCAAAACUCAAUGUUCCUGUAGCUGCCAUGUUACCCCGUCCUUCUCACAUUUUUUCUCCGGGAAUCAGGAGAAGCCAACAGGUUCAAGGCUAGACACGCACAUCAUGAAAAUAAGUUCUUGCUUACCUUCGGUUCCUUGGGGCGAGGCUCUCGAUCGGUUCCCUUCGUUCGUGAGUUAGCAGCGGGAAGAAUAGCCGCCCACCCGUUGCUCUAAAG